GCCAGAAACGACUGGAAGCGGCUGUUGAGGCGGGCGAGCAGGCCCUCGCUGGCUGCGCAGAGGGGGUUCUGGGGUUAGCUUGGAAGCCCGCUCUCGGGGCGCGUCACGUGCGUCUCUAAGCCUGGUAUCGCCUGAGGACCCAAAGAGCGUGGGACACCCGGGCGUUCCCCACGGGACUCAGGGCCUCCCCACAGCUGGAGCGGCAGGAGGGCGUGGAGCAGGAGGCGGUGACUGGGGCCACCGCAGGCCCGUCACCACCCAUUUCGAAAUGUGUUUCCUCGGUUGUAAAUUGGGGUGAUAAUUCCUACGCAGAAACAAUGCCAGGGCCUUCCGCUGUGUUCAGGAUGGCAUGGUAGCACUCCUUUAGACUCCCUCAGCAUCUUGGCUGUCCCAUCCACCACCACGCUGGAAGCAUUCUGGAGGAGGGAGCAUUGACCUUUCCUUCAUCAAGCCAAAGAUGCCUCUCUUUGGGAGUACGUUCAGUCCGAAGAAGACGCCCCCUCGGAAGUCCGCCUCGCUCUCCAACCUGCAUAAUUUGGAUCGUUCAACCCGGGAGGUGGAGCUGGGCCUUGACUACGGAACCCCCACUAUGAACCUGGCGGGGCAAAGCCUGAAGUUUGAAAAUGGCCAGUGGAUAGCAGAGUCGGGGAUUAGUGGAGGCGUGGACCGGAGGGAGGCUCAGCGCCUCCGGAGGCGGAACCAGCAGUUGGAGGAAGAGAACAAUCUCUUACGGCUCAAGGUGGACAUCCUGCUAGACAUGCUCUCCGAGACCACUGCCGAAUCCCACUUAAUGGAGAAGGAGCUGGAUGAACUGAAGGGUGUCAGUCAGCGGAGAAAAUGAAGACCCCACAGACCUCGGUUAGGACAAAAGGGAGAAACCCAUUCGUCAGAAGAGGAGGAUGUGGCCGAGGGAUUUUUUUUUUUUUUAGCCAAACUAGUGGAUUAGGUCUUGGGAGAGAGUAUCAUACAACGGGACCAAAAGGCGCUGGCCCCCUUGGGUUGCAGUAGAAAGGUGACAACAUAGUGGAAACCAGGAUUCCAGGCCAAUCCUGCGCUCCCGGCGCAGGGAGGCCUCCUCGGGGAGGUCUGCAAUGAUGGGAGCCCUUGGGUGCUUUCCAGUCAGUGAACACACAGAUGCCCGUGGCCCGGGCUCACCCUCCUUGACAGAGUUCCUCACAGCCGCUGACGCUGAUGUUUGGGGAGCAGUGCCAGUUAUACUGAGUGCUGUUGUUAGGGGGUCUUGGACGAGAGACUCUCUUUGGUCCUCUGCCCUUCAGGCCACUGUCUCCCACCUGCAAAUACUGGUUCCCCAAUCCAUAGCCUCUUCCGGCUUUGGCUUCUCAGCAGCAAGUGCCAGCCUUCCACAGCAACACUCUAUUUUUGUGCUAUUUUCCUGUUUACCCUACUUUUUAAAAUUAAAUGAUAUUAUAUAAUCUCUCUCUGGUCGAAGUGGCUGUAAAGAGAAGCAUGGAUUCUUGAAGUCAGUAAUGGAGCCUGGGCUCUAAGCUUCUGAUGCUCCAUGCAAAGACAGAACUUUCAGGUUGUGGGGCAAUGUCACCGCUGCAGGAGAAGCGUUCCAGCUUCCUGGGCAUUGGCAGAGGUUGAUCUGGAACAGAAACAGUCUCUGCCCCAGUUCCUCUGCUUUCCUCUUUUGGGGUGUUGGGACUAGUCUGGAGCUGGCAGGGACUGAGUAGUUGGGACUGGGGCGCUGGUUUCCUACAGUGGGAAUGUGUGCCUUAGAGUGAGCUGGGCUUCUCUGUCGGGGGGAGGGCCAGCCAAAGUCCAUCAGAGGGGAUUCAGCUUCCAGAGUCAAGGGGGAGGGCAUUGAGCUGGGGACACGGCCCCAGAGACCAGGGAUGGUUACCAAGGUCUGCAGUUUCUGAACACCUGUUACCUGCUUGGGACGAGGCCCAGCAUCUUGCUCACACUCGUUUCCUCCUCAGCUCAGCUGCGUGGAGCAGGGCUGUCAGUCAGCAUGCCUACUGGCAGGUAAGGAACCAAAGCCCAGAAGUUCAGAAACUGGUCUAGGCUCAUGUAUCACAAGUGGGAACCUGCUAAUUCACGGUGAAAAAGAGGAGCUGAGUAGGGGCUGCCUCAGGUGGAGGCGGCAGUUGGUUGUCCCGUGGAGGAUGGAUAGAGAAGCAUGAUCUGUAGCCCCAGCCCAUGACCUUCCCUUCUGAUCUUGGACAGACUAAGAGGGAAUUGGAAGAAGAUGCUUAUAUGUAAGGUACAAAUCUUCAGGACCAGAUGAUAGGAGCAAUUGAGAGUUUGCUUAUUCCUAGACCAGUACCAUUUGCAACCAUUUGUUGCAUUUGGUGCACCUUUGAUGCCAGACAUCUGCCUGUAGACAGCCCUGACUUACAAUUGUUCUGAAGCUCAGAUGCAACUUGAGCCCCGCCAAAACUCAGAUUGAAACUUGAAUCCAUGGGCUGGGACUUUAACCUGCCAUCUUUUAGUUGGAAUUACACACGUGGUCUCAGGAUUUAAUGAAGCUCACAGGUUCUCUGUGUCUCAUCGAAGAAAGAAUUCAGUGAGAGACCAAGUGAUUGGUAAGAAGUGGAUUUAUUUAGAGAGAUACUCCAUAGACAGAAUGCAGUCUGUCUCUAAAGGCGUAGGUAGCCCCCAAAUAUGGGGCGGUUAGUUUUUAUGGGCUGGGUAAUUUCUUAGGCUAAGGAGUGAGAGGGUUAUUCCAACUAUUUGGGGGAAGGGGUGAGUACUUCCAGGACUUGGGCCACCGCCCAGUUUUUGGCCUUUUAUGGUUGGCCUCAGAACUGUCAUGGUGCCUGUGGGCACGUCAUUUAGCUAAUGCCUUACAGUGAGCCUAUGACGAGGAUCAAGGUCUGUUGGAAUUCAAAUCUUCUGCAGCCUUUGGCCUACUUGGUUCUAACCUGUUUAUGGUGUAUCCUCAACCACGAUGUCAUUUGUUUAAACGUUGUGCCCUGCCCCCUUCCCUCUUGUCUCAGUUUAACUUAGAAUUUUUCAACUUUAUGAUGGUGCGAAAGCAAUACACAUUUAGUAUAAACUGUA
Molecule: messenger RNA, 3027 nt
Organism: Sus scrofa (pig)
Lineage: Eukaryota; Metazoa; Chordata; Mammalia; Artiodactyla; Suidae
Gene: CBY1
Product: chibby 1, beta catenin antagonist
Biological process (GO): negative regulation of Wnt signaling pathway
Cellular component (GO): nucleus
Source: RefSeq, a predicted model, not a curated record